GUGAAUGCUCACACUGUGUGUCAUGUCAAAGCAGCAAAGUUGUGCGGGCUGAGCAGGAUUAGCUCGAUUAUUUUUGCACGAUUCAGUGCCAACGCAUGAAGUAUCUUAAUCGCAUGUCUUACUGUAUCCUUCCUUGUUUUGUAACAAAGCCUACGUAGAAGGAUAGGAGGAGUAGGUGGGGCGGCAUGGAAGAGGAUGAAACAAAGGACAUUGAGUCCCUGAUGGAGGACAUGGAUUACAUUCCUGGUCACUUCCACCUGGACCUAAACCUCAACUGUGAUCCCAAAGGACCUUUGAAACUGAGACACAGAGACACUUACCUGAAACAGGAGAGUCUAAAGGGGGAGCUGGAGGCUGAAGCUGGAUAUUUACAGUACGCUGUUCGCAAUCUUCUCGGGCUGCUGGCUUUCCAUCUCGACCACCUUCAAACUGCAGAGGAAAUAUUCAGAGGCAUUUGCAAAGAAGACCCAGGGAACCUCAACGCUUGGGCCAACCUUGGCUAUGUGUACGACAAGCUGGGAAGGGAGCUGGAUGCCGGAGAAUGUGUGGAGAAAGUAUCCCAGCUGAUGGGCUUAGACGCUGAAGAGCCCACCCAGGAAGACACCAAGCAAAUGGCGGCCCGCUGCCUGGCAGAACAGGCCUAUGUUUACCCUUACGAUGUGGAGCUGGAGAGAGAGGAUGAUUUGAGGGAGAAACUGACGACAGCCUUGGUGCACUUCAACAGAGCUUUAGACUACGGCGGUCACCUGAUACCAGUGGAAGAAAAGAGAAGUUGGUACUUUAAGAUGGCAACCAUUUAUAUAAGACUGGAUGACAUAGUCAAGACCAAAGAGGACGCUGAAUACUCCAGACUCGCUCAUUAUAAUAAGGGGCUACGGCUUCUCACAGAAACACUUGAAUCGGAGAAAACACAACAAAAAGCUCUUUCCUGGUGUUAUGUUGGCAUCAUGUUGGAGAGACAGGAUGAGUUCCCCACAGUGCCCAUGUCCAUACACGACUGCGGCUAUUCUGCCACCGAUCCUUUAUCCUGCUAUGGAAAUGCUAUAAAGUUGGCAAAUGAUGAUGCGUUCAUCCUUAACCUCCUGGCCAAGCUGUUCUUUCUGUUGGGUAAGCAUGAGAUGGCCACGGGGAUCUGCAACAUGGCUCUCAAUGUGCUGCCGGAUCCUGAGCUCAAUUGGCAGGCUUACUGCACCCUUGCCAAGAUCAACACAAUGCUCUACGUCAGGGACCUAGAAAAGGCCAAAUGUGGGGAAGGCGGUGUCCCAGACAGACAAAUGUUAACCGAGGCCCAGAAAAACUUGGACAAAGUCUUGGCUGUGUGUCCUUGUUUGAGGACUCACCUGGAGAUGGCACAGGUGUACUACUACAUGGGUGUAGAUGCACUGCAGGAGAGCCUUUUGGUGGAUGAGGAAGCAAUAAACAACGCCUUGGUGAGUCUAUCCCAGGCCCGAGUGUACGAACUGGGAGACAGCUUGCCUGACCUUCACUUGCUGAAAGGACGCUGCCUCCUGCUAAAGGGCGAGGAACGAAAUGCCGCGGACUGCUUCAACUGCGCUCUCGACUUAGAGAGACCGACAAGUAGUGACACCACGGCCCUGCGCUGCCUCCUCCAGGCCUUACUAGCUGUGUUCAUGCAAGGAGGUCCUGAGCUCAACCAAGUUAUCACCCAGAUGGAGCAGUGCCUGCAGAGGGCUGAGGAGAAGUACCCCGAGGAUGUGGUGAAGGCUGAGCUGAGGUGCCUUUAUAGGACAAACACGGCAGAGGUCACGGAGUUGUCUCGAGCUCUCAUCAGGACAGGACGACUGCAGCUGGUCCGAAGGCUACUGCAGACGGUGGCCCCUGAACAAACGGCUAAAAAGAGAACAUUGACAAAAUCAUUCCCCUUUCUAUGAUGUUCACAAAUGUGAUUUGACCAAUGACAAAGGAACUGCACAACUGCAUUUCAGAUGACAUCUUAAGCAAGGCUGUACUGUAUUGAGGUCCUGCUUCAAUGUACAUCACGUAUUCAUACUGUGAAUUCACUCAUGACUACAGUAAUAGUAUUUUAUUUCAGUCAUGCAUUUGCUGCAUCUGGAUUUAAAUCACCGUCUUCGACGGUCGGUGCAUGUUGUUUACCUAAUAUCAAAUUCGGUGGCAUUUUCAAAGCAGAUUGUUGGCUAAGGAAAUUCUACUUCACUCACAAUGGAUUUAAGUCAGGCUGCAUCCAGCAGAGCUGAGGGAAAAAUAAAAACACUUCUCUGGGGACUUUUCAGACCAUAUCAAAAAUUUUAUUCUGACAUUUGAGUCUACAGAUCUUAGACUAAUCGUUUGUGGAGUACUUCUUUUUCUGAAGGUUUUCACGAGUUUUCAUCAAUGAAGCCAGGGUCCAUCGAGCUGAUUUAAGUGCAACUGGCCUGGGAGAAAGUUCCAUUCAAAGCACUCUUUGCAGUUGUCUAGAUGGACAGGUUCCAAGUCAGCUGGGACAGGCUCCAAGCCCUGCUGGCACCCUGAAUUGGAUCAGUUGUGUAAAAAAUAAUAAAAUAAAAUGGAUGGAUGGGU
Molecule: messenger RNA, 2538 nt
Organism: Hippocampus comes (tiger tail seahorse)
Lineage: Eukaryota; Metazoa; Chordata; Actinopteri; Syngnathiformes; Syngnathidae
Gene: ttc22
Product: tetratricopeptide repeat domain 22
Exons: 8
Coding region: 186-1892 (568 amino acids)
Molecular function (GO): protein binding
Source: RefSeq, a predicted model, not a curated record